GAUGAUUGGUCGGUGGGAUAAGCGAAAACCAAUAAGAGAUAAGCUUACAAACUUCGGAGCAGGCUUUUUUUUGUUGCUAAGAAUUUCUGGUGUUAGAGUGGAUGCUGACUGUAUUGAACGUUUUACUGAAAUAAAAUUAAAACAUUGCUAUCGUUACGUUAUUUAUGGAUUAAGUAGUGAUCUAAAAAGGAUAGAAGUUAAAUCAGUAGCGCCCCCUACUGCAACAUAUGACCAUCCUCGAUCUAAAUUGGCAUUUUUCCUUUGGAGUCCCGAUCAGGGAGUGAAUGUAAAACAAAAAAUGCUAUACACAUCUAGUAAGGAUUAUCUCAGAAGGGGCUUUCAAGGUAUAACAACUGAAAUUCAAGCGAAUGACGAAGAAGACCUGGGAUGGUCAAACGUUCUUGAAAAUCUAAUGCGUAAAGAUGCUUAA
Dimorphilus gyrociliatus is the source of this 430-nucleotide messenger RNA. NCBI's taxonomy places the organism in Eukaryota, Metazoa, Annelida, Polychaeta, Dinophilidae. The record is from the annotation of a GenBank genome assembly.